GCGGCUUGCGCCAGCCCAGGCCGCCCCAGCGUCCGGAGCUCCGGCCUUUAGGCUCCCGCGCCAUGGCCGGGCCGGGCCCCGGGGACCCGGACGAGCAAUACGACUUCCUGUUCAAGCUGGUGUUGGUGGGCGACGCGAGCGUGGGCAAGACGUGCGUGGUGCAGCGCUUCAAGACCGGCGCCUUCUCCGAGCGCCAGGGCAGCACCAUCGGCGUGGACUUCACCAUGAAGACGCUGGAGAUCCAGGGCCAACGAGUAAAGCUGCAGAUCUGGGACACGGCCGGCCAGGAGCGCUUCCGCACCAUCACGCAGAGCUACUACCGCAGCGCCAACGGGGCCAUCCUGGCUUACGACAUCACCAAGAGGAGCUCCUUCCUGUCGGUACCGCACUGGAUUGAGGACGUGCGCAAGUACGCGGGCUCCAACAUCGUGCAGCUGCUCAUUGGGAACAAGUCAGACCUCGGGGAGCUGCGGGAGGUGCCGCUGGCUGAGGCGCAGGGCCUGGCGAAGCACUACGACAUCCUGUGCGCCAUCGAGACGUCGGCCAAGGACUCAAGCAACGUGGAGGAGGCCUUCGUGAGGGUGGCCACAGAGCUGGUCGUGCGGCACGGCGGCCCGCGGCUCAGCGAGAAGGGCGCCGACCACAUCCAGCUGGACAGCAAGGACGUCGCGGAGAGCUGGGGCUGCGGCUGCUGACGGGGCGCCCGCGGGGGAGGCCGGGUCACCGUCUGGAGGCCUGGGCGGGGGAGGGCAGCGCCGGCCUCCGCGAGGGAAGAGGCAGGGGAGGCCUGGUGGCCUGAGUCCGGGUGUGGACCCUGGCGGGCGUUCCCCCAGCUCUGCACUUCCUGGUCUGGCCUGUGUCACCCCUGAGGCUGCUGCACCUGGCAGUGGCCCCGGGUC
Messenger RNA from Odocoileus virginianus texanus, 899 nucleotides. RefSeq names its product RAB43, member RAS oncogene family (gene RAB43). Gene Ontology annotation, biological process: vesicle-mediated transport. The record is from RefSeq and is a predicted model, not a curated record. Gene Ontology annotation, cellular component: Golgi apparatus. Lineage: Eukaryota; Metazoa; Chordata; Mammalia; Artiodactyla; Cervidae. Gene Ontology annotation, molecular function: GTPase activity; GTP binding.